Messenger RNA from Arabidopsis arenosa, 1268 nucleotides. NCBI's taxonomy places the organism in Eukaryota, Viridiplantae, Streptophyta, Magnoliopsida, Brassicales, Brassicaceae. The record is from the annotation of a GenBank genome assembly.
CACGGGACGAUGAAAUCUUAAACCUCUCAAGCUCAGAGUCUUUAACUCUUCUUCCCCAAACGAUAAUGACAGGUUCGAUCUCGACCUCUUGGCUCUUGUCGUCUCAUUCGAAUUCAAAGUCAGAUUCCUUCUCUUUCAUAGCUACCUUGAAACCAUUUCGCUAUUAUCCGUUUCAAUCACUGAGCCCUAAUCGGAUUUCGUCGAGGUCUCCGUUGCCUUCAAUUCAAAUUCGAUCUGGAAUCCGAGAGUUACGAGAACGAAUCGACAGUGUUAAGAAUACCCAGAAGAUAACGGAGGCGAUGAGACUCGUGGCGGCAGCUAGAGUUCGUCGAGCUCAAGAUGCAGUCAUAAAGGGUAGACCUUUCACUGAAACCCUAGUGGAGAUUCUCUACUCAAUUAAUCAAUGUGCUCAAUUGGAAGACAUUGAUUUUCCUCUGAGCAUUGUUAGACCUGUGAAGAGAGUUGCUUUAGUUGUUGUUACUGGUGAUAAAGGAUUGUGUGGUGGUUUCAACAAUGCAGUCAUCAAGAAAGCUACUAUGCGAGUUCAAGAGUUGAAGCAAAGAGGAAUAGACUGUGUUGUGAUUAGUGUGGGUAAGAAAGGGAAUGCGUAUUUUAGUCGGAGAGAUGAAUUCGAUGUUGAUAAAUGUAUUGAAGGAGGAGGUGUUUUCCCAACGACUAAAGAAGCUCAAGUUAUUGCAGAUGAUGUCUUUUCGUUGUUUGUGAGUGAAGAGGUUGAUAAAGUUGAGCUUGUUUACACAAAGUUUGUGUCUUUGGUGAAAUCUGAUCCUGUGAUCCAUACUCUGUUGCCUUUGUCGAUGAAAGGAGAGUCUUGUGAUGUGAAAGGAGAGUGUGUUGAUGCUAUGGAGGAUGAGAUGUUUAGGCUAACGAGCAAAGAUGGGAAGUUAGCUGUGGAAAGGACCAAACUUGAAGUUGAAAAGCCUGAGAUAUCACCAUUGAUGCAGUUUGAGCAAGACCCUGUUCAGAUUCUUGAUGCAAUGAUGCCUUUGUAUCUCAACAGUCAGAUUCUACGAGCACUGCAGGAAUCUUUGGCGAGUGAGCUCGCGUCGAGGAUGAAUGCGAUGAGUAAUGCGAGUGAUAAUGCGGUUGAAUUGAAGAAGAAUCUGACGAUGGCUUAUAAUCGAGCGAGACAGGCUAAGAUCACUGGGGAGUUGCUAGAGAUUGUGGCUGGAGCAGAGGCUCUUCGAGAGUCUUAGUUAGAAAUGUGUAAAACCAUUUGUUGUUUGUGGUAAUAAAUGUCUUGAAAGAAC